CUGAGACCUUUUGUUCUCGAAAGAGCACCGUCGUCACUGUCGUGCUUCACUCUUUUGCUCGAGCUGAACAGUGCAUCAGUGAGACUUGGGUUGAUACUGUUGCUGUUGCUGUUGCUGUUGCUGUGGUAACCAUUGGAAGUCCUUCAGUGUCUUGGAUUGUUAUUAUAGAUCCGCCUAGACUAAUCUCUCUGUCUUGGAUAGUGAGAGAGAGAGGAAAGCAUCUUUGGUUCUCACAUCCCAGUCCAGCUACCCAAGGUUACCACCCGAGGUAUAUACCCAUAUCCAUCGGUAUCUACACAGUCAAGCCAAGCCAAGUCAAGCCAAGUCAAGCCAAGCCAAGCCAAGCCAAGCCAAGAGCGUGAGAUAAUUGUAUCGAUUAUUCAAGUUAAUUGAGGUUAUUACUAAAGUUAAGGAUGACCGUCAGAUCCGAUCAGACUCCUUCGGUCUCGUGGGAACCUUUACCGACAUUUUCCAAGAGUUUUCAACCGCGCAAAGAUGCCACUGCAGUAUCCCUGCAAUAUGGAAAGUUUUUGGUGUUGGGAGGUCAGACGGUCCAAAAAAAGAGCCGACAGGACGAUCAAGAAGCGACUUAUAAUGGCACCACCAAAACUCAGUUAUUAGAAUGGAACAUGCGUCGAACUCUACCGUGGCCAUCUCUGCAAGACGCUCGCUUUGGAGCUGCCGCCGUCAAUUACAAUGACGAAAGUCUUUGGGUAUUUGGAGGUGCCAAUGACGAAGGUCGUGUUUUAGGUAGUGUCGAAGGAUUUUCCUUGCAGUCGCACCACAAUCCACAAUGGACAUGGACGUUGGCGCCACAGCCGUUACCGACGCCCCGUGUUUAUGCGGCAGCCGUGGCAGUCCCCACGGAACAUGCCGUACUGAUCGUGGGUGGUCGCAAUAACAGUUGGCAAGAAUUGAAUACCAUGGAAUGGGGACAAUUAUUAUUCGACACGGACGAACAAGUUGACGUGGUGACCAUCUCCUGGACGACACUGAACAACCUCAACUCGUUACUGCCAGGACCCCGCAUGGGAUGUGCCGCUGUCAUGCUCAAUGAAACCAGUCUGGUGGUCAUGGGUGGAUACGACGGACGAUCCUGGCAAAAAACGUGUCACAUGUACGAAUUCUCCAUGGGACACGUCGUAGAAGGUAUUUGGAAAGAUUUGCCCGAUAUGAUUGAAACGGUACGAUUUCCCAAGGCGGUUCGAUAUUACAAAUACCUGCUCGUGGUGGGAGAAAAGGAAGAAUCGCCUCUGGCACCGACUUCGACUACUAUUAUUCAAUGCUACGAUUCCGAUCAACGACAAUGGGUCUGGAGUAAAACAUGUGCCGAAUGUCCGUCACCGGUCGAUGUCAUUUCUUUGCACGGCAAUCAUUUGUACGCCUUUGGUGCCGCCAAUGCGGUGGCCGGUGUCACGACGGACAAGGAAAUGAAAAAAUCCGCAUCGAUAUUUACUUGUGGAUUAUCCACGUUGGAUCCCCGCAUGGUCCGUGCCAGUCUUCCUUCCGUCACGGCCAUUGCUCCCGCCGCGGCUGACGACGAUGCUCCCACCAUUGUGGCCAUGGAAGCCGUGUUGGUCCCGGAAGACGAAUCAUCGUCCUUCAAACCACCCGCCAAAGCCGCCGCGGCACGCCGCGGUACCAUUAUCGCCGAACCCACCGAAGUAUCCAUCAAAUUACGACACGUGGUCAAAAUCAAACUCAGUGAACGAUCCUAUUACACGGGACAAUUGCGACGAAAAGAUGGCACGUACGUGCCGCAUGGACAAGGAUUGCUAGUGUGGGUCGAAGAAGACAAAGACGAUCUCGACGCUUUGCGUCAAAGUACCAAUAGUGUCAAUAAUCCACCACCGAGUUCCUAUUACAAGGGACAAUUUCUAAAUGGAUUCCGGCACGGACUCGGUGAAAUGUAUUUGCAAGUCGAAGACAAACACUACUUUGGUGCGUUCGAGUACGGAUCCUGGGAAGGCAUGGGAUCGCUCAAAAUUCGCAGUCGUGGAUUUUCCUUUUUUGGACAAUUUGCCACGGGUGAAAUGACAGGCAAUGGAAGAUGUAGUUAUCGCGUGCGAGUUGGUGAUUUGUGGAAACAAAAAACGUACAGUGGUGGAUUCAGUCGAGGACUGGCCCAUGGCAAGGGUGUUAUUGCCGAUUAUUUGACGGGACGCAUCGAAGAAGACCGAGAAUUUAAGGAAGAGGAUUUGUUUGGAUUGGGUGCCUUGGCGGGGACUCCCUCCAUAAUGGGCAGUGGAACACCGACACCACAACAGCAGCAGCAGCAGCAACAACAACAAGGAAGCAACAAUGUGGAUGUAUAG
Molecule: messenger RNA, 2315 nt
Organism: Seminavis robusta
Lineage: Eukaryota; Bacillariophyta; Bacillariophyceae; Naviculales; Naviculaceae
Source: the annotation of a GenBank genome assembly